Molecule: messenger RNA, 2553 nt
Organism: Hyaloscypha bicolor E
Lineage: Eukaryota; Fungi; Ascomycota; Leotiomycetes; Helotiales; Hyaloscyphaceae
Exons: 4
Coding region: 1-2553 (850 amino acids)
Biological process (GO): actin cytoskeleton organization
Molecular function (GO): actin binding
Source: RefSeq, a predicted model, not a curated record
AUGGCUGCCCUCGUUCAAUCAUACCCACAACAGUCCAGUACCGUCACAAUGCUUCAAACACGGCCGUCUUCUGCCUCUGGCAUCCUCCAGACCGGCCCGCAGACUCAGUCUCACCACCCAUACCCUUCAAGCCAGCACAUGCAGCGAAAUAGCUUCCACGGCAUGAACACUGGUAGCAUGGGUAUGUCAAGCUAUCGAGGACAGACGGUUGCACCUAUUGCUCCCUAUGCAUUCACCAGCACACCCAAUCUUGCUCUGCCUGGUCAGCGAACACAGGGCCCUCACCUUCGACAAGAUCUGAGAACCUCCUCUGCUCCCAGCAUUCCGACUUUCGAGUCUGGGUAUGGUAGCAAUAGGUCACGCUAUCCUCCAAAGCCUUCGGUGUCUACAAUUUCUUCCUCUUCUUCCGACCUCUCUUCAUUGAGCCACAAGUCUGGAAGUAGAGAUGAUUCUGCAAUUGUGGGAACUGCACGUGUUGUUUCAGGCACUGCCAGACCUCACUCUACAAUCAUCACUUCUUCCCACACCCUUUCGCCUCCAACUAUAUCCACGCCCGUCAAGCCUUCCCCAGAUCGAUACCGUCGACCAAACAAUCGUCGGUCUGAGUCUGCAGAACAACCUGCCCAAGCUCAAACCUCAACAUCCACUGCCUCUAUACCGAAUGUUAUUCAAUUCUAUGGCAACCAUGCCCACCAGCCUACACCAAUUCAGUCGAGCCAGAGUCUCAACAACUUUCAGGUACCGCAAUUCUCUCGCUCACCUGCUGGCUAUACUCCUGGUGUGGCGGCCGAUGACAUGGUUUUGAGCCGGCAUACUGCUCAGGACCCUGCCAAGAGAUAUCGCCGUCGAAGUAUCCACACCAUCGACGCUGGUGACUUAGGUGGGCCCAUGUCGACAGGUUUAUUGCAGCAGGGAUCCCGACAGGUUAGCAGCGCGAAUGGUAGAAUUGAUCAGCAUCCUCUUCGGAGCUCACCCGUUGUGGGAAUUCGGCCGGUUUCCUCACACGGACGCAAUGGCAGCACAGAGAGUGUGAGCUCUGCUCGCACGGGCAGUGGCCACCAUUCACGACCGAGUUCGGCCGCCAAGCGAGAUGCAAGCCUAUCAAUGCCACUAAACCCCGCCCCAACUCUAUCUUCAUCCUCAGCAGCCUCGAGCCCAUCCACCGAACAGACUUCAAUCCGACAAGAUGUGCCACGACUUGUAAACAUUCCACCGCGCGCUUCAUCUACCGAUGCCGCGAAGCGAAUUACCAAUCCGUCCCCUUUGUCCAAGCCGAUGACAAUGAGUCCCGAGCCCCCAUCCGCCUCUAAGGACUCGUUCGCAUCGGCCGUGAAUGCUGCCCUCCAACAGCCAUCAAAGCCCACCUAUGCGCAGGUUGCUAAUGGCUCUAACUCUGGCAGCCCUGCUGCGAAGCAGCUUGCGGCCUUGAAUGACAAAGAGGGCAAGAAGAGCAAGACAUCGCGUCUACGACGAGCCUUCUCAUUCGGCAGCGCUGCAGAACUCCGACGAGCGUCAGCAGAGAAUAGUGCCGCGAACAAUGCCGCAGAUCGUUCGAAGAUGCGAAAGGAAAAAUAUCAGGAUGAGCAGGAAGCUGAGCAGGCUCGAAUCGCUGAACAGCAGGAGGCGGGCGGUAUCGGAUCGGGCAUUUAUUCAGGGCAAGGCAAUUUCUUCACUGGGUCGACCGAUAACCUUUCUAUUUCUUCCACUGCGUCCUCUGCCUCGAUUAUGAUUCGGAAGAUGGGCAAAGGAAUGAAGAAAUCGACUCGAUCUCUUGUUGGAUUAUUCCGGCCCAAAUCUGUUAUUGGCGUCCCUGCGGCAGACUCUGCUCUCCCCCAAGCCAGUCAGGCUCAGGUUUCAAUGGUGACUGUGGAAGCUGAACGGGAGAAGGUUAAUGUUAAUGUGAACCCCCACGAUCAGGCUGGUGGUGGUACGGGAUUCCCGAGGCUGGAGCGGAAUUCGCUUGAUGCAGCGAAUGUUAAUGUCACUGAACGCCUGGGCAGCUCGAGCACCGAGAACUCGGCUGCCAGAAGAAGCAUUGUUGGAGGAGAGAAGGAGCGUGCUGAGGUUCUUGCUGCAGUCAAGAAAGGCAUCUUGAAGCGCUCUGGUACCGACUCCGGCAACAACUCUCCUACCAUCCGACCUUCAGAUAAUAAAACGCCAAACUUUCAAUUACCACACAUUCCACAAGUCAAUGACUCUCCCAACUCCUCAGCACCUAGCACACCAAACGACGAGCAACAAGGUCAUCGACGAACUGGUUCCGUAACACUUGGGGGAGAAGACUACUUUAUGUCUGCGCUGCGGUUCCGUGGUGAUUCAAAGAGCGUUCCGGGCACACCUCAAGGCUCCGUCGGCAAACGAAGUGCUACAUUCAGCCCGAGAAUCCAAUUCCAUGAUACCUGGCCGAGUGGAGAGUAUGAUCGUCGGGGUGAAAUUGCAACUUGCAAUCGCCUGACGCCAAUGCUUGCCCAGCAGAUCAAAGAGGAGCUCAACACAUUCAAGAUGGAAAUGGAAGUCCACGAGAAUUCCAAGAUAUACACACAUUUCUUCUAA